AUGCCGUUAACAAUGCCAUUAUCCUCUUUUCGUUACGUUCAACCGUCAGAAGGCGUAAGUUUAUCUACUACAAUAUAAUUUUCGCAAUUUUGUCGCUUGUAAAUAAAUAAACUAAACGUAUUUUUUUCAGUUUUACGCAUCAGAUGCUAACGGAGCUUUAUUAUUGGUAUUGGACCGUGAAAAGCUGAUUCUCAUGAAGAGCUACAAUGUUUUACACAGCUUCACUUUGUCUCAAGACUCGUCAAAGUUUGGAUAUAAAGGACAGAAGCUGGUAGGAGUGCUGAAGCAGUUUGGAGUUGUAAGUUGUUUUUUUAUUGGUUUAUUUUAUGUUUAGGAGCAUUCGAUCAAGUUUUCAGCUCAAAAUGCUGUGGAUGUUGUGCGAUUUGUUGAGAUGAUUCGACCUUUUGUUCGAAGGGUCUCGGAGAAGAUCCAGCAAACGCCGGUAAAGCAACCUCCGGAAACUUUGGUGAGUUUUUAUUGUUUAGUAUAGAAUUUAGCAACUUCUGAGGGUAAAAAUUGGUUUCAAUGUCUUGGAAAAUGUAGAAAAUUUGACUAUAUGCUCUAUGACAUCAGAAUGACCUCAUGGUUAAUAUAAAUUCGACCAUAACUUUGGAUUUAAGGCAUAAUUUGAGUGGAAAUUGAUUGUUUUAGAUAAAGAAGGAUCUUGCAGAACUUUGGAUGGCAAAAUUGGCAGAUUAUUUUUAUUUAACUUGUUAGAUAUUAGACUAUAUUGACCAUGACAUCAAUUUGAUGCUAUGGUUAUAUAAAUUAGGUCUUAACUGUUUCAAUUGAGCUAUCUUUUGGCAGAAACUUACUUUAAUAGUAAAAAAAUAAUACGUUUUAGCUUCUAAACUUAAAAAUUAAGCAAAGAGUUCAUCAAAACGCUUUUAAAUUACAAAAAUAUUGUUGUAGGUACCAACCGAUUCAUGUGCAUCGCUCUACAGACAACUCAAAUCAGAUUCUUACACACCUUUAACCAAUUAUUCUUAUGCUCAGACUUGUUCUUCGUCAAUUCAGACUAAUUCUUAUGUAGAACCAUCGAGUAACAUCAACAGAAGAUUGAUCGAAGACUUUAUGGAUGAGAUCGACAAACCUCAACCAGCUAGUUUAGCGCUGCCAGACACGUUUAGUACGUUGAGAAGCCGUACUUAUGGGCCAAGUGAUACUCAAAGUUAUCGUGCUGUUGUUCAGAAUCAUCAAGAAACUCAAACUGAUGCCAAUUCUGAGAAUUUAGGGGGCAACCCUCAGGUAUGGUAAUAUAAUUUUUUAUUUGUGUUUUAGGUGGUAAAAUGAAGUAAAUUGGCACUACUAUUGCUAAAAUGAUGAAUUUUACUUUUAGAAGCAGUUCAAGGAUUCAGAAACAAUGACAUCACCUAAAAAAAUGCCAUUAGAAGACCGUGUUAACAUUAUCAAUGGUCUAACUCAAUGUGUUAAGCAUUUUAUGGGAGAUGUUCACAAAACUAUGGACAAAAUAUCAGCGGAUUAUGGUGUAGAACCGACAGUUGUUCGAUGUGGUCAACAGAAACGAGGAAGGCCAUCUAAAUACAAAUCAGAUGGCGGUGCUUUCAAGCCCAUUUAUACUAAAAAGCCGGCUGUCAAGAAAACAAAAAAACCGUUUAUAACGUUGAGUAAUCAAAAGUAUUGGUCAGGUAUGUUUUGAGCAAUAUUAAACGAAAUUUUAAUUUUUUUUUGUUAUUUAGGAAAAAGUUAUGUUACACUUGGUUUUUGGAUGUUGUUUUAGAAAUUUGAUGGUUUUGCCGCAAUUUUAAAUCUUUGUCUUAUCAGUUUAUCAUGUAAAAGGUGUAAAAGAUACUAGUUUAGCAGAUAAAGUUUAGUUUUGGCCAAGAAGAUGUCAGAAAGAUGAGUUAUACUUAAAUUUAUAUUAACCAUGAAAUCAACUUGAUGUAAUGGUGAAUAUCUUUAAAAAUCAGAUGGAUAAUAGGAAAUUUUUGUUUUUAAGAGUUAGGUAAGAGUGCUCGGUAGUAUUUCCGUCAUAGGUUUUGUUUUAAUUUGGCAUAUUUUUAAAGUUAUGGAUAAUUUAUAUUAGCCGUGACACCAAUUUGAUGUCAUGGUGAAUAUCUUUAAAAAUAUGACGGUUCCUGUAUAUUUAUAGCUCAUUUUUUGUUUUUAAAAGUUGGCUAAAUGCAUUAGGUACUAUUUACAAGUCAGUUUUGGUACGAUUUGGCUAAAGUAAUAAAUUUAUGAUUAAAAUUAUAUUAACCAUGGCAUAAAAUCUGUGUUUUGACGAAUUUUUUAAAGAUUACUUACCUUUUAGAACAUAAUUUUGAAUAUUUUCAGGCUUUUUCGAUGGAGCCAAGAAGCCAAGCAAGAAAACCAAGCCAAAUGAUGUUGAGGAAGUGCCCAAUGUUGGAGUAAAUGGAAGGCCGAUGAGAAAGAGUGCCAUUUCCGCGCAACACAAGAUCAGAAAGGCGGCUCACGAUGAGAUUAACCAAGCAUAUUUAAAGAAAAAAACUGGCCAAAAACCAAAAAUGGCACCAGUACCAAAACCGGCAUCAAACUCGCAAUUAGUACCAGAAUCAGCAUCCAAAAGUGUACCAGUACCAACGAUGGCACCAGUAACUCACAUCGAAAGCGCUAUUGAAAUGUUCCUUCUGGAAGGCAUUUGA
Messenger RNA from Bursaphelenchus okinawaensis, 2627 nucleotides. The record is from the annotation of a GenBank genome assembly. Lineage: Eukaryota; Metazoa; Nematoda; Chromadorea; Rhabditida; Aphelenchoididae.